This is a messenger RNA of Trichogramma pretiosum, 2077 nucleotides long. RefSeq names its product transmembrane protein 209. The record is from RefSeq and is a predicted model, not a curated record. Gene Ontology annotation, cellular component: membrane. NCBI's taxonomy places the organism in Eukaryota, Metazoa, Arthropoda, Insecta, Hymenoptera, Trichogrammatidae. The transcript has 8 exons. The coding region runs from base 99 to 1688 and encodes 529 amino acids.
CCCGCGAAAAGAGACAGGGGAUGAGGUUAUAAAAUUUGACCCAUUAUGACUUCAUAUUACGAAUAAUUCUGAGAAAAGAUUAAUUUCUUUUAUUAAAAAUGGGAGAUUUUCAUUCGCCGAUGAGGCUUAUUUCGCCUAGUGCCAGAGUAUUGACUCCUAAACCACAAGUUCAGCAAACUCUAGAUCUUCGGCAAAAUCAAAACAGAGCCAAAAAUUCUCUCACUCUUUUCUACAUCAACAGCGCUAUAUUUGCUAUUGUGGUUUAUGAUUUAUAUUAUGAAGUAAUAAACUACAAUCCAUUAGUUUAUAUAGAAUGGAUUUUGGCUGGUAUAUUUUCUAUAAAUUCAUUUUAUCAUUUGAUAAAGUAUGUAACAGCAAAACUGACUUUACAACCAGUUACUUUGAAUCAAAAACAAAGAAAACUUUUGGGGGUUGCGGAUAAUGAUCCCUUAUUUCAACAUGAAGUUUCUACUCCACAGAAAACAGUUGAAGCAAGCUCAGCAUUGAAUUUUUCAUGUAUGAACAUUAGCAGACACUCACUUUUAAAUGAUAGCAAGGACUACUCGACAUCUAGUUUAUUUUCAAAAAAAAAUAACUCCUUAAGUUGCAAAUCACCUGUGAGUCCUAAUGUUUCUGUUAAUAAAUCAUUAAAUAACUCACUAAGUGCAAGUUAUACUGGAGAAGAUCUUAUUCAAGAUGAAACUGAAUUACAAACAUACUUGAAAGAAGUUACUAAAAAAGACAAAGCUUCUACGCCUCAUACCACAAGUGUUGAUCAACCAUCAAAUUUAUUAAGUUCUUUUUGGUCACAUCCAGCUACUCGAAACCCUGGUGAAGUGUCACCAUUAUUAAGAAGAUGUGCUUAUCAACUAGCACCAACAAUAGAUAAAUCUAAAACAUCCAGUCCUGGAGUGGAAGAAGGAAACUCUCCUAGAGUUUUUGGUACACCAGAUGUUUGGAGAAAGUAUAGAAUUGAUUCAUCCCGUGUUAAUCAGUGGACUGAAAAUUUGCGAAUGUGGAUUAGCAAAACUGUAAUUGUAAGAGUUGCAGGAGAAAUAGAUAAUGUUUGUGCUAGUUUAGUUCGGCAUGGACUUAGCGACUCACAGCCAGGAUCAGUGGGACUAGACAAACUUAGAAAACUUGCUCAAUCUUUUUCAGCUUCACUUAUCCCUACUCUGCCCACAUUGGUUCCAUUUUUAGAAUUAUGCAGCAAUCAAGAUUAUUUAGUUAAUCGCAUAAAAACUCUUGCAAAAGGUGGAUCAAUGAGUGAAUUUAAGUGGAACUCAGGUGGAUCUCAUAAUGGCAAAGAGUGGGAUACUAGUCUUCCAACAGAUACAGCUAUUGUAAUGCAUCUAGUUGCAACAUACAUGGAUACACAACUUGAAGCACCAUUGAAUCAACCUGAUGCCCGACCAUUUACAUCUAGGCAUAUAGGAAAAUCAGGGUUUGAUUUGCCUCGUAGCAAGGGUCCUAUAAUUGUAAACCAGACUACAAAUCCGCCUCAUUAUUGCUUAGCUUUAACUGGAGAUUCUACAAGUCAGGAGUUUGAGGAUCUUCCAAGGGGACGAAACAAUUUUUUCCAUACUUUCCUUCUGUUUCUGUAUACCGUGAAAACUCGGGAUCAUGGAAUGUUGGGUAGAGUCAAUCUAGGAAUGUCAGGCGUGAACGUUCUUUGGGUUAUUGACUGAAGAGAAACACUUCAUUUUGAUAUCAUUAAAAUUGUGAAAAUCAUAAUUGACUGUAAAGAAGAAGUAUGCUAUUUUGUAAUUCUAUCAUUGAAUUUGUGACAAUGAUGAAUAUAACUAUUUUGCUAAAAAUGUACUCAAGAUGUAACAAUUGUUUUUGUAUUUAAUUGAAAUUAGUUUUAGAAAAAGUCUGCUUUUUUAUUGUUGUGACAGACUAUAUAAUUGACAAAUAACAUUGUUUGCAGGCGAGUUUCUGAUAAAUAAUUAUUUUUUUUUUUACAUUUUGUUUAAUGCAAGCUCUUAUGUAAAUGUACUUAAAUGAGAUAUUUCAUAUUGAAAUUUUUAAUGUUUACUUCCUGUAAAUUUUUGUCAUGAAUUAAACGAAUUUUUUC